This is a messenger RNA of Drosophila subobscura, 2383 nucleotides long. Its product is annotated as mediator of RNA polymerase II transcription subunit 15. The record is from RefSeq and is a predicted model, not a curated record. NCBI's taxonomy places the organism in Eukaryota, Metazoa, Arthropoda, Insecta, Diptera, Drosophilidae. The coding region runs from base 208 to 2307 and encodes 699 amino acids. The transcript has a single exon.
AAUGGCACUCCGCCCGUUGGCAAGUCACAGUAUUAUUUGUUAUUACUACGCUUCUGCUCAACAAAUCAACAAUGUUAGAGCAUUCGUUAAAAGUUUCUCAAAAUUUAAAGCGCUUUUAGAAACAUUGAAAAAAAACACGAAAAUUCACAAAAAAUACAGACAAAAAUUGAGGUUCUAGCUGAAACGCAUUUGGCAUUAAAAUUUGAAAUGUUUUCGAACUUUACGGAGCUGUCGAAGGCGAUGGAGAAGAGCGGCGAACGCAGUGGGAAGUUCUGCCAGUAUGUGUGCCCGCCCGUUCGACUGGGCUCGUAUCCUCCGGUGGCGGCCAGGCGGCCCCCCUUGGAGGCGCUCAGCGGGGAGAGACGACGACAGACGAACAUGCAGCGAAAGGCAAGGAAGCAAUUGGCUGGAGCAGCAGCAGCAGCCGCCGCACGUCGUCCAGGUGGAGUAGCUCCAGGUGCAAAUUCUGCUCCUGCUCCAUCCGUUCGGCGUAGAAAAUUGCAGCAUCCGGUGGUCGAAUGGAUUAUGAGUCCGUGCCAGAACUUUGAGCAGGACAGCGACUCGGACUCGGCAGAGCACAAAGUGCGGCAGUCGAGCAGUCGCUCGCUCUCUGCCGUUGUCUCUCGCCGCCAGCUGGAGUCGCGCACCUACAUCGUGCCCAGCCAGCGGAUCAUGGAGGUUGCGGCACUCAAGAAGGCCCAGGUAUGGCCAUUGCUGGCGAAGAAGGAACGCCUCGAGCAGCAGACCAUGGUCAGGGAAACGCAGGUGGAAACGCAGCCGCUGGGCGAGACUUCAAUCGAAUCGGAAGUGCUGGUGGAACCCGAACUGGAACUGACUGUUGGCCAGACACACAGCAGCUGGAGCAGCACCAGCCAGCCCCAAGAAACAGAAGAGCAGGAGGCCAGAGCAUGGUCCAAGGUACGCCUUAUUGCGGGCAGCUCCAAGGCCAUUAAGCUAACAUCGACGGUGAUCAAGAUUAUACCCAAUGCCCCACCACCGAUUGCAACCGAGUCCAAGCAGCAGACAGAUGCAAAGGCCCGGGCUGGCUCCAGGAAGCAACAAAGAGCCAACGCUGAUCCCUUCGAGGAGCCAACCAGUGUGCUGUUGAUGGUCUCGGAACCACCCAAGCCGCCACCCGUGGUGCAGCGUCUGUCGAGGAGUUGUCCCCCAAAGAGCACACAAAAGAUGCCUGGACCCAGGCCUAAGCUGAACCAAGUCAGCAUGGCCAGGCCUCAAUCUCAAUCGCAGUCUGCGGCACCAGCAGCGACUGUUCCUCCUUCGACGAACUCGAAAAUAGUGCGCAAGGCACAGCACAAGGUGCCGCGCACUGCCGAGGAUGGCAUCGACAUGAGCUAUCAGUAUUUUGUGUCCAUUCCGUUGAAGCGGGGCAAGAAGCCGCAGGCCGUGCGCUAUUUGCACCAGUCGCUUGUGAAGAGUCUCAAUCCCACCGUUCGGCACUCGUGCGGCCAGCGAAUCAAGAAAAAGAAGGCGCAGCAGUGCGAGAAGGAAGAGCAGAUGGACGAGAACCCACUGAAAGCAGCCGAGGCAGAGGCAGAGCCACAGCCAGAGUUAGGUCCAGAGGAAGAGCUCGAGGCGAAGCCAUUCCAGGAGCCGACACUCAAAUUGGAUCGCAAGUACAUGCCCAUGCUGCAGCUGCUCACACAAAUGCCAUAUCCGACGCAGACCGAGACCGAGCCGCAGCCCAAGUCCAAGGAACUGCAAACCCUGGAGUCAAAGAAAGAUCUUCAAGAGACGACAAAAGAUCCUCAAGAGUCAUCAGGCGAUCAGCAAGUGGCAAAAUCAAAUCGUCAACUGGCUAGAACCGAUCGUCAAGUGCCAGGAGCAAAGCCCCAGAAGCGCAGGACAUCGAUGCGACUUCUUCCGCCCAAGCGUUCGGUUCUGGUCGACUAUAAGCCGGAGGCAACGCGUCUGGAAUCCAUCGCCGGUGCCCAGAUCUCCUAUCAUACUCCGGUCCGCUUCAUGCGGCGACUGGCGGGCGGAGAGGCACACAAGCGCCGCACUUCUCCGGUUGAAGCUCAGCGGCAGCAGAAGGAGCACACGGAGCAGCCGAUGGACAGGGUGGAGAGGGUGCAGAAAUCCGUCAGCUUUCAAUUGUCGGAGACCAAGAGCAGCAGCAGCAGCAUCCCACUGACGGGCAGCGCAGAGCUUAAGAUCGAUGUGCCAGAGCCAGAGCCUGUGCCAGUGCCAGCCCCAGUCCGUGGGCAGAGCAAAUCCCCGAAGAAGCUGUCCAGCAGCAAGAAGCAAACCAAGAGCACAAAUAAAAUGAAGAAGUUCUCCACCAAAUAAAGGAUUCCGCCACUCAGUUUUCCCAUUCGAUUUGUACUUUUCAAAGCGAUUAAAUAGUUCAGUUUCUGGGCCACAA